Cricetulus griseus (Chinese hamster) is the source of this 1212-nucleotide messenger RNA. Lineage: Eukaryota; Metazoa; Chordata; Mammalia; Rodentia; Cricetidae. The record is from RefSeq and is a predicted model, not a curated record.
GCGUCGCAGUUUCCGCUUCCAAGCGGGUUGCUUUCAGCUGUUAGAAGGGUUUCCCCAGCCUCUGAAGGUCUUUUUUUAAACCUGGAUGUGACGUAUUGAAGAAGCCGACGGAAAUAGAAUCGAAAGCGUUCUAAAAUGGCGAACCGUACGGUCAAGGAUGCCCACAGCAUCCAUGGCACCAACCCUCAGUAUCUGGUGGAGAAGAUCAUUCGGACUCGAAUCUAUGAAUCAAAGUACUGGAAAGAGGAAUGCUUUGGACUUACGGCUGAACUUGUAGUCGACAAAGCCAUGGAGUUAAGGUUUGUGGGUGGUGUCUAUGGUGGAAACAUAAAGCCAACUCCUUUCCUGUGUUUAACCUUGAAGAUGCUUCAAAUUCAACCUGAGAAAGAUAUCAUUGUUGAGUUCAUAAAAAAUGAAGAUUUCAAGUAUGUCCGCAUGUUGGGGGCACUUUACAUGAGGCUGACAGGAACUGCAAUUGAUUGCUACAAGUACUUGGAACCUUUGUACAAUGACUAUCGAAAAAUCAAGAGCCAGAACCGAAAUGGGGAGUUUGAAUUGAUGCAUGUAGAUGAGUUCAUUGAUGAACUUCUGCACAGUGAGAGAGUCUGUGAUAUCAUUUUGCCCCGGCUACAGAAACGCUAUGUGCUGGAGGAAGCGGAACAGCUGGAGCCUCGAGUUAGUGCUUUGGAAGAAGAUAUGGAUGAUGUGGAGUCUAGUGAAGAAGAGGAAGAGGAAGAUGAAAAGCUGGAAAGAGUGCCAUCACCUGAUCACCGAAGAAGAAGCUACCGAGACUUGGACAAGCCACGACGCUCCCCUGCACUACGCUACAGGAGGAGUCGGAGUCGGUCUCCCAGGAGGCGAAGUAGAUCCCCCAAAAGAAGAAGCCCUUCUCCCCGCCGAGAAAGGCAUAGGAGCAAGAGUCCACGACGCCAUCGAAGCAGGUCCCGAGACAGAAGACACAGAUCCCGCUCUAAAUCCCCAGGUCACCACCGUAGUCACAGACAUAGGAGUCACUCAAAGUCUCCUGAAAGGUCUAAGAAAAGCCACAAGAAGAGCCGGAGAGGAAAUGAGUAAUGGAUUGAUUUAUAUUUUAGUCCAGAUGGCCUCCUGUAAAUAUGAGAAUAUCUGUCUAAGUGAAAUGAUCAAGAUCUCUUUAGGCAGCUAUGAGUAUUUGGGGGUUUUAAAAAAUCAAGUUAUUGUUUGGUUGGUUUU